CGAGGAACCUCUAAGUGGCUGGUUGUAUAACGCAGACAAAUUUAAUAUUAAUAAAAACAAUGAAGAUUCUCUUGUGUUUGUGCCUUUUGGGCGUGGUCGGAUUAUCAUUGGGAGAUACGAAGACGUAUCCGCGUGGUUGUAUUUAUAUUCUAGGAACAUGCGUAAAAGAGUGUGACGAAGGAACCCACGCUUAUUCACUAGGAUGUGGCAAUAAAGUCCCGGAGCCAACUUGCGAGGAACCCAAUCCGGUGGUGGAGAAAGGCUUGCUGUGUGACUACUCGGCAUGUUACUGCGACCCCCCCACUGUCAGGGACACGAAGAAUAACGUGUGCGUGCCUUUGGAUAAGUGCCCUGAGUGAUAUAAAAAAAAUAAA
Amyelois transitella is the source of this 374-nucleotide messenger RNA. RefSeq lists its product as uncharacterized. Lineage: Eukaryota; Metazoa; Arthropoda; Insecta; Lepidoptera; Pyralidae. The transcript is spliced from 2 exons. Bases 60 to 359 code for a protein of 99 amino acids. The record is from RefSeq and is a predicted model, not a curated record.